Messenger RNA from Magallana angulata, 1183 nucleotides. RefSeq names its product carbonic anhydrase 2-like. The record is from RefSeq and is a predicted model, not a curated record. The transcript is spliced from 8 exons. Lineage: Eukaryota; Metazoa; Mollusca; Bivalvia; Ostreida; Ostreidae. Bases 85 to 1050 code for a protein of 321 amino acids. Gene Ontology annotation, molecular function: zinc ion binding; carbonate dehydratase activity. Gene Ontology annotation, cellular component: plasma membrane.
UAUAAAAGGGGGUGGAUGCUGGUUUUUGGUUAGAUCGGAGGGCCUCAGUUUGAUUUACUUAGUGCUGUCCUGGAAUCCAGAGGGAUGCUUAGUUGGCUGUAUUUAUUCUCGGCUAUUCUCUUUACAAGAGCAGUUGAAUGGCAUUAUUUUGGAGAUCACGGGACCUCGCACUGGUAUGAAGACUACCCAAUAUGUAGUAAGGAUCGCCAGUCUCCGAUCGACUUCCCUCAGGUGGAGGACAUGCAUUAUGACUCACAACUGGUACCAUUUCGCUUCACUGGCUUUGAUGACGUCAGCAGUUAUGGACUUACCCUUGUAAACAAUGGACAUACAGCCGUGAUCAAGGUGACGAGCGGGGAGCUGUUCGUGGAAGGCGGGGGACUUCCGGGAAGGUUCCGGACCGCUCAGUUCCACUUCCACUGGGGCCGCAGUAACAGUGGGGGCUCGGAACACACCUUGAAUGGACGCCGAUAUCCCCUGGAGCUCCACAUCGUUAAUUACAAUGAGAAGUAUGGUGACCUCUCAAAUGCGGCCUCCAAGGAAAGGGACGGUUUGGCCGUGCUGGGGUUCUGGUUUGAGGUGGCAACUAAAGACAAUGACGCCUUAUUGCCUCUCAUUGAACAGCUGAGCCAUGUUAAGACACAUGGGUCGUCCGUCGUUCUGUCCGGAGUUAACCUUGGUCAGCUGCUGCCGAUCCACGACGACUACAUAGAAUCCCACUACUUCCGGUACUCCGGUAGUUUGACCACUCCCCCUUGCUUUCAGAGUGUUAUCUGGACAGUGUUUCAUCACCCAGUUCCAAUUUCUGAGCAACAGUUACAAAUGUUCCGGGCUCUUCACGAAGACCAACAACCGGACAGCGAGCACUACCUUAUCAACAACUUCCGGCCAGUUCAACCCCUCAACGGCAGAGUUAUCUCCCGUAACUUUCAGCCGCAGUCCAAAGAUACCACUGUUGACACCCCUUCUGUAACAACAACAAAGCCAAAACGCGAUCUGAAAAUCAAUUUUCGAAUGCUUAAACUUUGGUCUAAACACUAUCAAAUAUAGCGCAGGAAUGAAUAUUAGCAUGAUGAUUGCUUUUUAGCUGUAGAAUUUUGAAACGUAUUAUAUAUAGUAAUAGAUUUAGGAAAAAGGUAAUGUUUUCAAUUCAUGCAAAGCAAUAAAAUGCAGAAAACCUUGA